AUGGGACCCGGUACAUCACAGAUAGAAGACGCGGGACCCGGUGCAUCACAGAUAGAAGACACGGAACCCGGUGCAUCACAGAUAGAAGACACAAGACCUGGCGAUUCACUGAUAGAAGACACGGGACCCGGUGCAUCACAGAUAGAAGACGCGGGACCCGGUGCAUCACAGAUAGAAGACACGGGACCCGGUACAUCACAGAUAGAAGACACGGGACCCGGUACAUCACAGAUAGAAGACACGGGACCCGGUACAUCACAGAUAGAAGACACGGGACCCGGUACAUCACAGAUAGAAGACACGGGACCCGGUACAUCACAGAUAGAAGACACGGGACCCGGUACAUCACAGAUAGAAGACACGGGACCCGGUACAUCACAGAUAGAAGACACGGGACCCGGUACAUCACAGAUAGAAGACACGGGACCCGGUACAUCACAGAUAGAAGACACGGGACCCGGUACAUCACAGAUAGAAGACACGGGACCCGGUACAUCACAGAUAGAAGACACGGGACCCGGUACAUCACAGAUAGAAGACACGGGACCCGGUACAUCACAGAUAGAAGACACGGGACCCGGUACAUCACAGAUAGAAGACACGGGACCCGGUACAUCACAGAUAGAAGACACGGGACCCGGUACAUCACAGAUAGAAGACACGGGACCCGGUACAUCACAGAUAGAAGACACGGGACCCGGUACAUCACAGAUAGAAGACACGGGACCCGGUACAUCACAGAUAGAAGACACGGGACCCGGUACAUCACAGAUAGAAGACACGGGACCCGGUACAUCACAGAUAGAAGACACGGGACCCGGUACAUCACAGAUAGAAGACACGGGACCCGGUACAUCACAGAUAGAAGACACGGGACCCGGUACAUCACAGAUAGAAGACACGGGACCCGGUACAUCACAGAUAGAAGACACGGGACCCGGUACAUCACAGAUAGAAGACACGGGACCCGGUACAUCACAGAUAGAAGACACGGGACCCGGUACAUCACAGAUAGAAGACACGGGACCCGGUACAUCACAGAUAGAAGACACGGGACCCGGUACAUCACAGAUAGAAGACACGGGACCCGGUACAUCACAGAUAGAAGACACGGGACCCGGUACAUCACAGAUAGAAGACACGGGACCCGGUACAUCACAGAUAGAAGACACGGGACCCGGUACAUCACAGAUAGAAGACACGGGACCCGGUACAUCACAGAUAGAAGACACGGGACCCGGUACAUCACAGAUAGAAGACACGGGACCCGGUACAUCACAGAUAGAAGACACGGGACCCGGUACAUCACAGAUAGAAGACACGGGACCCGGUACAUCACAGAUAGAAGACACGGGACCCGGUACAUCACAGAUAGAAGACACGGGACCCGGUACAUCACAGAUAGAAGACACGGGACCCGGUACAUCACAGAUAGAAGACACGGGACCCGGUACAUCACAGAUAGAAGACAUGGGACCCGGGGCAUCACAGAUAGAAGACAUGGGACACGUUGCAUCACAGAUAGAAGACACAGGACUCGGUGCAUCACAGAUAGAAGACACAGGACCCAGUGCAUCACAGAUAGAAGACAAGGGACCCAGUGCAUCACAGAUAGAAGACAUGGGACCCGGUGCAUCACUGCAGAUUUAG
This is a messenger RNA of Nanorana parkeri, 1650 nucleotides long. RefSeq names its product eukaryotic translation initiation factor 3 subunit A-like. NCBI's taxonomy places the organism in Eukaryota, Metazoa, Chordata, Amphibia, Anura, Dicroglossidae. Bases 1 to 1650 code for a protein of 549 amino acids. The transcript has a single exon. The record is from RefSeq and is a predicted model, not a curated record.